Messenger RNA from Priapulus caudatus, 456 nucleotides. RefSeq names its product acidic leucine-rich nuclear phosphoprotein 32 family member A-like. Gene Ontology annotation, cellular component: nucleus. Bases 1 to 456 code for a protein of 151 amino acids. The record is from RefSeq and is a predicted model, not a curated record. NCBI's taxonomy places the organism in Eukaryota, Metazoa, Priapulida, Priapulimorpha, Priapulimorphida, Priapulidae. Gene Ontology annotation, molecular function: histone binding. The transcript has 6 exons.
AUGUCUGAGAUAAGGGAGUUGAACCUGGACAACAGUCGGAGCACUACGAUCGAGGGGCUGACCGACGAGUUUGUCAACCUGGAGUCGCUGAGCAUGAUCAACGUCGGACUCACCAGCCUGAAGAACUUUCAAAAGUUGCCCAACCUGAAGCGGCUGGAACUCUCUGACAACAGGAUUUCUGGUGGCCUGCAGUUGUUAGCUGGCUCUCCCAAGCUUCAGCAGCUCACUCUCAGCGGAAACAAAAUCAAAGAUUUGGAAACGCUAGAACCACUCAAAGAUUAUCACAACUUGAAAAGCCUGGAUCUCUUCAACUGUGAAGUUACCAAUAUUGAAAAUUAUAGGCAAAAGGUGUUUGAGUUGAUCCCAAGUUUGAAGUACCUGGAUGGGUACGACAAGGACGAGAAGGAAGCAGAGGAUUCCGAAGCUGAGGACGAGGAAGAAGUGGAGCUAUCAUAG